GAAGGAGGCACAUUCGAGGAAUGUCAUUUUGGAGAAGAGGUCAGCGUCUUAGGACUUGCCAGCUUCCGAAAACCGUGAACCCCCCGCCACCCCGCACCCACCUUCAUGGUGUUGUGGUCCCGAACUUCUAAGAAGUCUUGUUCCCGUUAUCCCCUUAAAGGGUUAUGUCUGCUUUUGGCUCCUGCCAAGAUCAAGUAGAUUAAGUUCACCCUCGCGCAGACGGCGGCGUUUCAGAUCGUCAGCUCGUCUAUACCGCCGCAAUCCUCGGAGCCUCGCCUGCCGCCAUGGGCGCCCACGGCUCCAACCUGGACGACAUCCUGGAGGAGGACAUGCACCACUGGUACACCAAGUUCAUGAGGGAGUCGCCGUCGGGCCUCAUCACGCUCUUCGAAUUGAAGACCAUGCUGGAGAUGAACGGCAUGACGGAGGAGGCCAGCAGCUACGUGGACCAGGUCUUCUUCACCUUUGACAUGGACGGGGACGGCUACAUCGACUUUGUGGAGUACAUCGCUGCCAUCAGUCUUCUCCUUAAGGGAGAAGUCAACCAGAAGCUCAAGUGGUACUUUAAGCUUUUCGACCAGGACGGAAACGGCAAAAUCGACAAAGAUGAAAUGGAGACCAUCUUCAAGGCCAUUCAAGACAUUACCAGGAGCUACGAAAUUCCCCCCGAAGAGAUCGUCACGCUCAUCUAUGAGAAGAUCGAUGUCAACGGGGAAGGUGAGCUGACCCUGGAGGAGUUCAUCAGCGGCGCUCGGGAGCACGCCGACAUCAUGGAGAUGCUCACCAAGAUGAUGGACCUCACCCACGUACUGGAGAUCAUCAUCAUGGGACAGCGCAAGGAGUCCAAAUAAGGAGCCGGGCGGAACGCCGCCCAAUUGAAAAGUGUACACUACCCCGCCCCGGUGGAAGGAGGCCCGGCUUCUCAUGGGAAAACACCUUUUUAAUUGGUCAAUUCUGGAGGUUCCUUUGAGAAGCUGAGAAAAUGGCGACCCGGGGAUGCUGCCGGUCUGCUUUGCUACAAUGUCGUCAAUCAAGAGGCCUCAGAAGGAAGGAACCCGACUCGUUUGAAGCAAGGCCCUUGUAGCUUAGGUAAAAGGUCAAAAUGAGUUAUUUUAUUUCCAUUUUUUUUUAGUCUUAUCUGGUACCGAGGUUUUCCACUGGUGAACCCUGGUGAUUUGGAACGGGGUCUCAGACAAGACUGAGGGGGAAACACCCCCCCCCCCCCCGACAAAAAGUACAAUUUUCCACUUGUUUAAAAGUUUUCAGAGAAGUUCUAAACACAUCUGCUUUAAUAAUUGAUCUGCCAUUGGAUAUUCAAGAGGAAUGAUUGUUGUCGAUCGGGGCAAGAACACGAUUCUGAAUGACAUCUGACUCCAAAUGGCCGAGAGUUGACAUCAGUUAAUCAAAAUUGGUGUCGUUUGUGUUGAUUUAGAGUGAGGAUGUAGGUAACUGCUACAGUCGCGCAAUGUAUUAGAUGGUGCGAGUUUUACCAACAUUGUGGCCGCGGACUGUGUGUGAUCCCGUGAUCGUCUGUUUGCUGUUUUUUUCUUCUGCUUGCUUUACAGCGUUGCCUUAAUAAGACCGUUCUUCACACUG
Molecule: messenger RNA, 1596 nt
Organism: Hippocampus zosterae (dwarf seahorse)
Lineage: Eukaryota; Metazoa; Chordata; Actinopteri; Syngnathiformes; Syngnathidae
Gene: guca1c
Product: guanylate cyclase activator 1C
Exons: 4
Coding region: 285-851 (188 amino acids)
Molecular function (GO): calcium sensitive guanylate cyclase activator activity; calcium ion binding
Source: RefSeq, a predicted model, not a curated record